UGUAAUAGAUUGACAUGUUCUCAAGACUCUCUGAGUCUUCCAUGGUUAGUGUUUUUCUAUUUCCGAUAAUUUCAUAUUUCACUUCACUGGUGAAAGGCAUUGACAACUGCUCAGCUACCUCUGUCAGCUUUUAUGAAAUAUUCAUUUAAAAAAAAAUAUAUAUAUAUAUAAUAACAUUCAAAGAAAAGAUUUGGCCUUUUUCAGUGAUUCUAAAACAAAUAUGUAGGCUAACUAGCAAUAAAUAAAUCCUAACAGUUUAACAAAACGAAAUGCAGGGCACAGAAAAAUGUGGUUAUAAACAAGACAAAGGAUCUUUUGGGAACAGAAGUAUUGGGGUUAAAUGUAAGUUGGGUUUACUGUGCCUGUCCUGUUAAAUGAAUAUGAAGUCAGGUUGGUUUUAUGCACGCAGGUUUCUAUCAUUGUGAAUGGCAGUUGGAGAAUCAGCAAUUGAAUAUAUGCUGUUUUAUCCUCGGAAUGUAUUAGUGAGAAAUCUCGCGAGGGGAGUUUAUUCUAGUCAAAGUGAAUGAGUAAUGCAGCAGAACUUCUGCUGCCAAUUUACACAACGCCACACACAGAACGGUUAGCUGAGCACGCUAUUCUUUCGUUUAUUUCUCCAGAAAAUAGGUCAUAGUGUCUCAGAAUAAAAAUAAUGUUAGUACAAAUAAUCGACACAAAUUCAUUUCUAGGUGAGGGCUUUAUUUUCUCGACUUUGAUCCAAUUUCACGCCACAAUCAUCAUCAGCACAAACACACAUUCAUGAAAGUAGAAAUGCAUGAAGUGGGGAAAAAAGAGUGUAAGCAGCGUCUAGUGUUUACCCAUUAUUUCAGGUAGACAUUGUGUAAUAAAUAAACAAAUAAACAUAAUAAUAAGAACAAUUUCGUACACUAACAUUAUUAAAUAUUAGCAUCUAAUUAUAUAUGCACCAUGCGCAACGAGGCAUUAAACGUGCAAUGCUCAACCGAUAUUUAUUUAAAAGCAUCGAUUGAUAUAAACGCCUCCAGUGAAAUCCAGUUGGUAUUUAAUGAGUAGCCUACAUAAAACAGAACUGACACUUUAUUGGUCAAUUUGUAAUCCAUACAAAGCGCAAAUGUAUGAAUAUAGGGAGGGCAAAUUUCUUCUCACUGUGCCAAUCAGAUUGCCUUUAAUAAGGGGCGUCCUGCAAUAACGGAGUGCUGUAUUAAAAUUAAAAGAUUAAACAAUUGUUUAAAGCUAGGGGAAAGGGAAAUACAUUUUUUUAUGAUUUUCAGCAUUUGGUGUAAACAAUCACAUUCAAGCCCCUGAAGCAACAUUCUGAUGUUUUUAGGCUACCUUAGAUUUGUUUAUGAUUUGAGUGGAAAUGGCUGCUUCCUGAUCGCCUAUUGAAAAACGAAUGCAUAAAAACUGGCUUGACAUGAGCAAAAAAUGUCGCUAAACGCCAUCGUUUAAAAAAAGAAAAGAAAAAAAAAGACCAUGAAGGCACAAAUAUAUGCGUUUAAAAUGUAAACAGACUUUAUUGAAUGCAUAUAAUCAGAAAUAGCAUAUAUUUGUGCAAAUAUGCCACAUUCAUUGCCGUGCAAGGCAUGCAAUCACAGGUAGAGAGAGAGAGAGAGAGAGAGAGAGAGAGAGCGCAGAGAUCGCGCGCGUGCACCACACACAGGUGAGCUACCUGUCAGAUGACUGAAGCAGCGCAGCAUCGGCCGCCUUACUCUCAUCUCUUCUUGCAAAGCCCCCGUUCCUCACGAUCAUGCUAUUGGUGUUCUUGUAACGAGCUGUUGCAAUUCUCGCUGUGUUCCGCUUAGCACAGGAUAGGUUAUUUGAACCGCCUCACUUUUCCCAAUGUCCCACCUGUACUGCAGAGCUAUUUAUGAGUCAGUAGACGGGACCACUUUGAGCUGGUUCAUCAAGCGACCCCGCAGUCCCUCAGCCAGAGCGUCUCCAUCUAUCCCGCAAUGUAAAGAUAGGUGGCGUGUGUGUCAGAGUCUCGAAGCGCAAAAGUAAAAAAGAGAGCGCAGAAAUGUCAUCUGAAGAGGCGGAACACGUCAGCGCGUCCUCAGAUCUUGGACGAAGGAGCGGAGCCCAUGCGGACUGCUGCCAUCUGACCCACUCUUAUCAAUGAAGCAGGAGAUCAUGGCGGAGGGUCCCCGGUGUAAGAGGAGAAAACAGGCCAACCCGAGAAGAAAGAACGUGCUGAGCUAUGAAAACGUGGUGGAUGCCGGUUCAGGGUCUGAUGAGGAGGACAGACUGUUGGGUUCUGAGGGCGAAGGUAGUCCAGCAGGAGUGCCGAGCCUGGAGGCCUCACCCCGGGUAGCCCAUGCUCUGCUGUCUUGUCUAGGGGAUGAAGAAAAUGAAAGCCAGGAUGGGGCAGGAGCCCACGUUUGGCGCCACAGAGAUCGCAAUGGCUCAGAGGAAAGAAAAGCUGAGUACAACUCCCUGAGUCCUGACAUCUCUCACCAUGGAAUUGGAAACGGCACAGUUAAGGGUAUCAAUGCCACUUCAGAGUUGGAAAGCAUUUUUGGAAAGAGGAAACUGGACGACAGUGAGGUACACGCGGCAAGCAUUGCUGAGUACCUACAGGACACUGUUAUCAUUUACCCAGAGGACCCAGAGGAGGGCACACGACUGAGCACACCAGAGGACAAUGGACAAGAUGAAAAUGAAAGCGAUCUGGCACUGAGGACACCAGAUGCCUUUGCCCAACUGUUGACCUGCCCCUACUGUGACCGGGGCUACAAGCGGUUGACCUCUCUAAAGGAGCACAUCAAGUACCGACAUGAGAAAAAUGAAGAGAGCUUCCCCUGUCCCCUGUGCAGUGACACCUUCCCUUACCACACCCAGCUUGAUCGCCAUAUGGCCACACACAAGGCCGCCAGAGAUCAGCCACAACUGCCAAACGAAGGGGCCGGCAACCGCAAGUUCAAAUGCACAGAGUGUGGCAAAGCCUUCAAAUACAAGCAUCAUUUGAAAGAGCACCUCCGCAUUCACAGUGGUGAGAAGCCAUACGAGUGCUCCAACUGUAAGAAGCGCUUCUCCCAUUCUGGCUCCUACAGCUCCCACAUAAGUAGCAAGAAGUGUAUUGGCCUCAUCUCUAUUAAUGGACGGGUACGCCAUGGAAUCAACACCAAGCCUGGUUCAUCACCAAACUCUGCGGCAUCCUCCCCUGGCAGUCCUGCAUUAGCUCAGCUCCGUCACAAACUGGAGAAUGGCAGGUCUAUGAGCCUCCAAGACACAUCUUCCCACCAAGACAUCAAGUCUGAGCCCAUGGACUUCAAUGAAUACCGUCUCAUGAUUGCAUCUCAGCAAGAAUAUGGUGGGCCAGGAGCCUUUCUUAAUGGCAGUGGCCAUGGGGGGAGCUCUCCAGGGAUACACAAUUCGUCUCAGCACCCCCUGCAACACCUGGGUAUUGUAUUGGAUUCUCAUCCACUGGGAUAUCCGGGGUUCAGCAACAACAUGAGUGAGGUUCAGAAGGUUCUUCAGAUCGUGGACAACACAGUUUUCAGGCAGAAGAUGGAUGGCAACCCAGAAGAGAUCUCUAAGCUCAGAGCAUACAUGAAGGAAUUAGGUUCCCAGAUGGAGGAGCAGAAGCUGGCUCUAGCAUCCAAGCAAAGCUUCCUUGGCGUUGAUCACAACAGUCCCACAAAGACCAUCAUUGACUACACACUAGAAAAGGUCAAUGAAGCCAAAGCGUGUCUCCAGAGUUUAACGGAAGAUUCUAAGAGGCGGGCUAUGGAUAUCAAAAAAGAAAGACCCAGCCAUGGCAUGGAUCUUGGAUCAGAAGACAAAGCACAGAUGAGGGAUGCACAAUAUGUGCCAUACUCAUGUCAGUAUUGCAAGGAGACAUUUUCUGGCCCUAUUCCAUUGCAUCAACAUGAGCGCUACCUUUGUAAGAUGAAUGAGGAGAUCAAGGCUGUCCUUAAACCUAAUGAUUCUUUACCACCAAGCCACAGGGGACUUUUUGGCACUGAGCAGCAGGACUUAUCCAUUUCUGAGAGGAAUGCCACCAGCCCGGUCAAUCCCUACAUGGAUCACAUGUCAGUACUAAAUACUUACUUUGCCAUGAACACUGAUCCCAACUCUGAGGAACUGAGGAAGAUCUCCAUGGCAGUAGGUCUUCCUCAGGAGAUUGUGAAGGAUUGGUUUGUGCAAUGGAAAGCUCAAUCUCACCACAGCUUGUCUAGGAAAAGAUCUCCUGAGAGAAACUGUGCAGAAAUUAACAAUGGCUUGGUCCGAGAGUCAGCACUUACCCGGUCACCUGUUUCUAUGAGCCAAUAUGGCGACUCAACAGCAGAGAUUCAAGCCAUCACCAAUGGCGAUUCAGGGCACAGGCUGUCCAAACCACAUCAGUUUACAGGCAUCAGGCAGACCAAUGAAAAGCCACUUGACUCUGUGGACCGUUUGAGAGCUGAAACACCCUCACCGUUGAACCUCUCGUCGUCAUCAUCGAAAAACUCACAUAGCAGUUCGUACACCCCUAACAGCCUCGCCUCGGAGGAUGUCCAUGGGGAACCACUUGACUUGUCUUUGCCAAAACAAGUUUCCAAGGCAGAACGGAGGACCAAACCAAAUGGUUUUUCCUUUGACCACAGUAGUGACUCCUCUGCACGUGAACAGGGAACAGAACCUUUAAACUUGGCCCAAAUUAAGAAGGAGUUCAAUGGGCCCAAUGAAAAUCAAAUCGAGAAAGCUCAAAGCCCCAUCUUUAGCAUAAACCCCUUCUGUAGCAGCCAUAUGUACACCUCUCUUCCACCUCAUGGAGCAUUCCCUCCACCUACAUUCAUGUCUCCAGCUCAGGCCAGCAUCCCAGGACUCAGGCCUUACCCAGGGUUGGAUCCCAUGAGCUUUCUACCACAUAUGGCUUAUACUUAUGCAGCAGGGGCAGCCACCUUUGCUGAGAUGCAGCAACGUCGGAAAUACCAGCGGAAACCAGGCUUCCAGGGGGAGCUACUGGACAGUGCAGGGGACUAUCUGUCAGGGCUAGAGGAUCUGACAGACAGCGAGUCGCUGCUCACCCGGAAGAAGAUUAAGAAGACUGAAAGUGGUAUGUACGCGUGUGACUUGUGCGACAAAACAUUCCAGAAGACCAGUUCCCUCCUAAGACACAAAUAUGAGCACACAGGAAAGCGGCCUCACCAGUGCCAAAUUUGUAAGAAGGCCUUCAAACACAAGCACCACCUCAUCGAGCACUCACGCCUACAUUCGGGCGAGAAACCCUACCAGUGUGACAAAUGUGGCAAGCGCUUCUCCCACUCUGGCUCUUACUCGCAGCACAUGAACCACCGAUAUUCCUACUGCAAACGGGAGGCGGAGGAGCGUGAGGCUGCCAAAAAAGAUAGCCAUGACAACGGCGGACCUUUGGAGCCUACAGAGCUCCUCAUGCGUCGGGCUUACCUUCAAGGCCUCGGCCCUCUGGGGUUUUCUGAUCCAGAGGACCAGGCUGAGGACAUCACACGAGGAAACACCAUACUGAGAGAUGGCACAGAGGAUGGGGCCAGAGAGGCAGAGGAGGUGUAUCCGCAAGUGACAGGGUUGGAAGUGGAGAUGGAGGAAGAGGAGCAGAGAUUUGACACUCAGAGCCCUGAUGGGACAGCUAAAGAUGAGAAAGAGAGUGAAGUAACAGGAGGGACAGAAGACGAGAUUUCAGAAGAGGGAAAAUUGGCAAGCAAAAUAAAUCCUGACGGCAAGAAUGAGGAUGCUGAUUAACUACUGCAUUUCGGAUUAAGCUUCCUGCAUUCUUUGUUUUUGUUUUCCCUCAAGCUUGUAUUGCGCCCUUCUUCCACCCCUUUGGAGGGACUUUGAGCCAGAUACACAUUUGUAUCACACUGCCACAACUUGGUUAUCUGAGCGUGUGCCUGAGGCUUGCACUCAUUAAAAUAAAGAGUGCCAAAAAACAGGCAUCAUAAACUAGGUUGAAACAUGAAGAAAUCCAUAUUAUGCAAAAAUAACGAUUGUCAAGUUAAAAAAAGAGAGGUUUUUAAAAUGUACAUAAGCGGUGCUUAUUUCCAUAUAACUCCUGUGUUUCAAUGUGGUUGUAGCACAAAUUGGACAUUGCACUCUUAAGUAUUAUAAAAAAGGCAAAAUGAAAAAUCAAAAAAAGAAAAGAAAAACAACUUUUUUAUGUUAAAAAAAGCAUUGCCUAUACAGUAUGUACUUAUACUGCAUUUGAAGACGCAGUUGUGUGUCAGUGUUAUAGUUCGUCUAUCACUUCCUGUGAUACCCUUGAUUUUACCUUUGUUUUCCUAACCAGCCACACUAUUUUGGGGGUCUCACCAUGGCAUUUAAUGAAAUAAUUGUACCUAAAAAAAAAAAACAAUACCUAUGUGAUUCUUAAACAUACAAAGUCUUAAGGUUGGCCAGGGGUGGAAGGAAAGUGUGUGAGAAACUAAUGAUGGUGAAUAUUCAUUGUAUGAGUGUUCGUCAGAACCCCUGCGUUUUUCGUUCGAGAAAAGCCUUAUAUGCAAACCCUUUCACCUGUGUUUUCUGCAAGUGCCAUCCUUGUACAGUAAAAAGCAAAGUCAACUAGUGUUCUCUUUGCACCUGCUUUAGUGUUAAAUAAAAUAUUUCACCUUGUUGUUUGAAAUACCUACAUCAGUAUUAGUAUAUCUAGACUGCAGUUGUUUAGUUUACAUAUUGUUUGUGCAAUUUUCUGUAUUUUUAAGGUCAUCUGUCAGUAUUAUCUUGGUUUGUUUUGUUUUGUUCAAUACAAAAUUCACUUUUAUUUUAAACUACCAUUUUAUUUAUGUGACUCAUUUUAUAUUUCCUAAUUAUAUUUAUUUCAUACUGUAGUGUACAGUAUUAUAGUUCCUUGAUAUAGAUAUAUUUUAGUAAAUAAGGAUCCUUACAAGUGGAGCAAAUUUUACGUAAAGAGAGCAUUUAUUGUAUCUGGAGCGAUUGAUGUGAAUUGCUGUUAAUACUACACUUACCUGAUGAAGGAGAAUCUACAAUUUGGGAACUUUUGAUACAAUAUUGUGAAAACACUGUAUUUUUGACUGAAAGGAAAAAAGAAUUCCACUUUAUUCAUCUUAUUUGUUUUUUCCUUUUUUCCCCUUUUUAGCUAAAUAAAUAAAGGGGGGCUGUGGUUGUUGGGAUUUUUGAAAUGUCUGUUGAAGUAUAAUUUAAUUUUUAUUUGUAAUUUCUCUUGAAAUUGAACUUGCUCGAAAUAAAUGUAGCCCAAUUUAAUUUUGAAAGCCUGUGCAACAUGUCACUGAAUUCUACUCACAAUUUGACAAACAUCAAUUUGAGUAUUUUACAAAUGUAAUUUCUUACAUAAAAUACAGAAUAAUCAUAAAGC
Molecule: messenger RNA, 7264 nt
Organism: Xyrauchen texanus (razorback sucker)
Lineage: Eukaryota; Metazoa; Chordata; Actinopteri; Cypriniformes; Catostomidae
Product: zinc finger E-box-binding homeobox 2-like
Exons: 10
Coding region: 2092-5676 (1194 amino acids)
Biological process (GO): regulation of transcription by RNA polymerase II; anatomical structure development
Molecular function (GO): RNA polymerase II cis-regulatory region sequence-specific DNA binding; DNA-binding transcription factor activity, RNA polymerase II-specific
Source: RefSeq, a predicted model, not a curated record